This is a messenger RNA of Physella acuta, 682 nucleotides long. RefSeq names its product F-box/LRR-repeat protein 3-like. Lineage: Eukaryota; Metazoa; Mollusca; Gastropoda; Physidae. Gene Ontology annotation, molecular function: protein binding. The record is from RefSeq and is a predicted model, not a curated record. Gene Ontology annotation, biological process: positive regulation of protein ubiquitination.
CAAAAUGGCGCGACUGUAAAUAUUUAUAAAAAUUCAUCUUCAACUAAACCAGAUAAAAAAAACUGCACCAACCCUCUAGUUUACCAUGGCAAUAUAUUUAAGCAGUCUCAAACAGGCAGCUGUAGAUUUUGUCAUGGGUGGGACUACACAGCCUGACUGGAGCCAGCUGCCGAACGAGAUUCUGCUGCAAGUCUUCAGUUACCUUAGCAACAGCGACAAGUACCACGCCGCCCUCACCUGCAAGUCCUGGCUCCGUCCACUCUCAGUGCCGUCCCUGUGGCAGUCCGGAGAUUUUGUUUUUGACUGUAAAAGCGACGAAAAGGCCAUCCGGUUUGUUGACAUCACCGGCAAAACAUUACGUCAUAUUAAGGUAGAAUGUAAAAAACUUGAAAAUCUUCAAUUGGUAUUGGAAUACCACCCAUCUUGUUCAGAGAAGAUGUAUCUGUUUUUAGCCAGCCUUUUGAAUUCAGAGAAUCACCAGCUGUUGACCUUCAGACUGAAAAAUCUGAACAGUUUGGAAACGUAUUGCGGUGGGGAAAGGUCAACGCCGUUGUCUGAGGUCGCUAAACUCCUGAAGAGAUUCUUGAAAGUCCAGCGACAGCUUCGUGUCCUUGACCUUAGCAAUAGCGAAAAGUCUGUGAGGUUCUGUUUCAAGGAAAUUCUUACCGUGAGGCAAGGUUAG